Molecule: messenger RNA, 693 nt
Organism: Carcharodon carcharias (great white shark)
Lineage: Eukaryota; Metazoa; Chordata; Chondrichthyes; Lamniformes; Lamnidae
Product: basic phospholipase A2 Sms-N6-like
Exons: 1
Coding region: 1-558 (185 amino acids)
Biological process (GO): lipid catabolic process; phospholipid metabolic process; arachidonate secretion
Molecular function (GO): phospholipid binding; calcium ion binding
Source: RefSeq, a predicted model, not a curated record
AUGGGUCGUGCGAGGCGGUCACUACUCUUGCGCCUCUUCCUGCUUCUUCAGCUGAUGCCUCUACCCCACUGCCGGGAUCUGCCGGCGGACGAUGGCAGCCCCCGCCGUCAUCGUGUGUCGAGGAGGAGCGUGCUGGACAUUGCGUUUGUCCUGUGGUGCUACAGGAGCCGCUAUCAGUUCUCCAUUUACAGCGUGAACGGCUACGGCUGCUACUGCGGGAAAGGGGGUGAUGGAGUGCCCCUGGAUGACUUCGACAGCUGCUGCUUCAAUCACGACUGUUGCUACGAGGUGACCCUCCUGGCCUCCUGCGCCAAGGGCACUAACGUGUACUUCAAGCCUAAUUACUCCCUGUGCAAGCUGGGCAGGGCCGAGUGCCCCGAGGGUCUGGACCCCUGCUCCAGUGACCUCUGCCUCUGCGACAAGCAGUUUGGCGAGUGCCUGACCAUUGCCACAUUUCGGGACCAGUACUCCAACUAUCAGCAGAAGUUCUGCACUGAGCCCAAGCGGAAAUGUCCCCAAGAGGAGAAGAUUGACAUGGAGGGAGAAACCAGAAGAUAGAACAGGGACCUCACUGAUCUCCAUUGGAAAUGAUAAUCUCUGUUGCUGUUUUACAAUUACAUUUUUCUUAAAAUGUGCAAACUUUAUCACUGGGGGUUUUUGCCUUGAAAUUUACUGCCGCCCCGAAUAGAAUGG